UAGAGAUUGGUGAUGUGUGGUGGUGCAGCGGCGUUUUGCCGCCAAAAGCCGCGUCGAGACGUUAAGCCGAGUAGGCAUCAGAACAGCAUCUGCACGUCGAUAUGUCAAGGUAAUACACUGAUUACAGAGCUGAUCAUUUGACGAAUUGACAAAUAUCCGCAUUACCAACCUCCAAGUAAGACGCUCAACAUAGCAUCAUCAACCCACAAUCAACACACCAUGGCCGCCAACAUGCCAAACACCCGCCUCUCGGCUAAUGACGCACGCAUUCUCAACGCACUAUUCGACCCAGAGACCCUACCUUCAUCAGUAGCAAAGUCAAGAGACAACGCAGCAAUCGACAAAUCAAUGCCCCCAGAUCCCAGAAUAUCAGCAUCUCAGCUCUCAGAACUCGAGAAGCAGCAAAACGACAUCAUCCGCAAUGUAUCCAGCAACUCGGACAAGACAACAAUAGACGACGCAAUCACGCAGCUAAACAAGACAUUAGUAGCUUGUCCAUACUAUGCAAGCGCCCACGUCAACCGCGCCAUGUUACGUCGAAUGCGCAUAGAAGCGUCAUUAACAGAAGGCCAAACCAUAUUCUCCACAACAACGCACGAUAUCGAGGAUUUAUUCUACGAUCUCUCACGUGCAAUUCACCUCUCCUUACCCGCCUCGUCGCCUGCCGACCCAGUAUCUGAGUACGCAGCCCGCAUACUGCGCACAGCGUACUCGCACCGCGCGUACCUGUACCUCAAGGCUGUGGAGGCGGAGACGCUGCUUAAUGGCCUGAGCAAAAGUGAACUGGAGGAGCUGGCUAGCAAGGACUUUGCACAAGCGGCGCGGUAUGGCGAUGAGGUUGCGCGCGAGAUGAGCGUUAGGACGAAUCCGUAUGCGAAGAUGUGCGGGGCGAUUGUUCGGAAUGCGCUGCAGGAGGAGAUGAAGAGCGAAGCGUAGUCGGGGUUAGCAAAAUAAUACAUGCUGUAAUAUGGUGUUGCUGACGACAUGGUCAGUAUCCCGCAUCAACGACUUUUGAUACAAAUGUAAGAUUUUUGUAACCACAACCUCCCACAUAUCAGCACUUCCCGUCAGCAGCAGC
Molecule: messenger RNA, 1078 nt
Organism: Bipolaris sorokiniana ND90Pr
Lineage: Eukaryota; Fungi; Ascomycota; Dothideomycetes; Pleosporales; Pleosporaceae
Exons: 1
Coding region: 220-936 (238 amino acids)
Biological process (GO): cilium assembly
Source: RefSeq, a predicted model, not a curated record